Molecule: messenger RNA, 6929 nt
Organism: Siniperca chuatsi (mandarin fish)
Lineage: Eukaryota; Metazoa; Chordata; Actinopteri; Centrarchiformes; Sinipercidae
Product: proline-, glutamic acid- and leucine-rich protein 1-like
Exons: 6
Coding region: 383-1960 (525 amino acids)
Source: RefSeq, a predicted model, not a curated record
AGCUCCGGCCAAUCAAAGCCGCAGCGCUCCCAUACAAGUACUUUGGGGGCUGGAGAAGCAUGACAUCAUGCACAGCUCCAACCCUCUCUGCGAAAACAAAGAGUGAAACAUAUUUAUCUCACUACAGCAAACAACAGUCGACGACUGAAGCGUCUGCACUGUGAUAUUCAGCGGUAACAUCCAUAAAAUACACCGGGGGUCUGGCCCUGGUACCCCAGUGUGUGCAGCGGAGUCUGGGAGGGGCAUCCGUCCGUCCGGCAAUGGCGGAUGGGGGAGGCCGCCGUGUCUGUGGAGUGGGACAGCGGUGAUGGGGGUUUAGCAGAAUAACAUCUCACGUCUGCAUUACUAUUUUCUCUGUUUAGCUUGGUAUUCAGCUCUCGCCAUGGAUCCAGAGAAAACGUUGACAUUCUGCCUCGGGCUGAAGGCUGAGGAGAUGACCAUGUCCCUGCAGGGGCUGGAUGGGACUGAAGCUGCUACGGUGGCUGUUUCUCAGAAGGAGGCUGACAUGCGCACAGUUAAUAAGGUGGUGAAGCAUCAUGGGGGUUCUGGUAACCGGCCUGUUGUCAAUCCCAAGUACUGUCCUGGGGUAAACAAUAAUCCAGGUUACCUGUGUGAAACAGGGCACUGCUGUGGAGAGACAGGCUGCUGUACCUACUAUUACGAACUCUGGUGGUUCUGGCUGCUGUGGACAGUGCUGAUCCUGUUCAGCUGUUUCUGUGCUUACCGCCACCGCCGGGCCAAGAUGAGGAUCCAACAGCAGCAGAGACAGAGGGAGAUCAAUCUGAUUGCCUAUAAUGGAGCCUGCAACUACCCUUCCUCAAUGCUGGACCUCAGUUUUCUGGCUUCCUUCAAGUUGCCCUCCUACGAGGAGGUGGCGGCGCAGCCUAGCACUCCUCCUCCGCCUUACAGCUCCGUCUUUGCCCUGCAGGGAGGUGCCAUGGGGGGUCCUAGCUCCUCUUACCCCCAUCAUCACCACCAUCGUCACCCCUGCCCUCCCUAUCUGGGUCCCGGCCCUGGUCCCAGUGGCCUGACUUCUUCCCAGAGCUCUGACAAUUACACCAGCUGCUCCUGCGAGUCGUGCUCCCUCACCUCCCCCUCCAGCACGUCCUUCUCUGUCCAAGUGACGGACGAGACGUAUGACAGCAGCCACAUCUCCACACCCAGUGAAUCAGGGGGCGACUGUGCUGUCAUGCCAAGGGUUGGGGCCAACUUCACACCAACUUCUUCCUCUCCACCUCCAUCACAAGUUCCACCUGAUGUUAUACCUGCGGUCACUCCAGAUGUCAUACCCGUACAAAGACGGUCCUCUAAUGGCAGUGAAGGAGUCUCCCCUCCAGCUCCACCAUUCUCUCUUCCUUUACACUCUCAUUCUUCACACCCUUCUCGCCUCCCACUUUCUCCCCUCAUCCUGUUAUCUUCCUUCCCUCCUGGUCAAGUCCAUUCUCUCGUCCUCUCAGACCCACUUGGAGCUCUGGCUGUUCAGAAAGAGAAAGAAGAGACCUCGCCUUGUGGUCCAAUCCCCAGGUCCACUCUGUCUCCCCCUAAACAGGCUUUCUUCUCCUCAAAUGUGGCUGUUUUCACACAUUGCAACAACAAAGAGGAACAAAAACGAGAAAAAGAGGAGGAGGAAGAAGAAGAAGAUGACGAGGAGGAUCAUUUCCGGCAUCGUCGGCUAACGGGUGACUCAGGCAUCGAGGUAUGUCGCUGCCACGUGAAGAGAGAGGAGCAAGAGGAAGAGGAACUGCAGAAGGGGCAUGUUGGUAAAGGAGGAAGAGAGGCUGUGAAGGAGGGGGAGAGGGCAGACGUGCUGCAUGACAGCGUGGACUGUUCCCUCCGAGCGAAGGCCGCUGUUCAGUCACCACUCCUGGAUGACUGCGCUGAGCAGCGUGGCCACAUCUCCUCAUCCUCCAGUAUCAUCCAGAAGACAAGCGAGGCCGUCAUCACUGUGGAGUCCUCGUAAGCUGACAGCCAGUGAGAUGUAGUUAAACAAGUGGAUAAAGUGAGAUGGUUAUGCGUGAUAGCAUCCUCAUAGAUCAAGACUAUCUUCCAUCACUGAAGAAAAGUCUUGCGGGUCUUACUGUAAUGGUUUCAAGCGGAGGGACAGGAUAAGUAAUGGAUCCUCUUGUUUUCUCUGUAUUCUAUUUCAAAUGAGAAACUCUGAGAAGUCGACACCUGAAAGUCCUAUUUUGUAGUUAAUUUAUUUGUGGUUUGGGAGAAGGCAUAUCUUUUUCUCUAAAAUGAUGAAAAUGCUAAUGAAUUGCUCUUUCUCUGUCUCCAUUUACCCACAUGCUAACCAAAGCCAUUUUUACCAAUGGCUCGGUGUCAACAUCCCUACAUCCCUCUGCCGUUUUCUUGUCAUCUGUCUUUUCUCUGCAUGACGCAACAUUGCUAAAAUGUUAUUUUAGCUCUUUGAAAUGAAAUCCUUAAUAGUCAGUGGUUUCCAACCUGGGGGUCAGGACCCUCCAAGGGGUCACAAGAUAAAUAAAAGGGGUCAUGUGAUAAUUAACAGUAUAAGAAAGAAGAAAAACAUAGUCCUGUUAUAUGAAAAGUAUAUGCUAAUUUUCUGAUGUUUCUCUAAUCUUUGCUUUUUUAUGUGAAAUUAUGGAUAGUUUUACCUUAAAAGUAAAACAAUCUGCGAAGCGAAAAUCAAUCUUUGGUGGAACUGCUCACAACGGCUUGACAUAUGCAAUGUGUGAUGGGGUCACAACAAAAUAUUCUUUCAUUUUAAGGGGUCACGCAGUAAAAAGGUUGGGAGCCACUGCCUGAUAUAGUAUAUUACUCAAAUCAUCCCAGGCAGCUUAAUCAGCAUCUAUAAAAAUGAACAAGACUGUUUAUCAUUAACUGACUUCUUCUUGAAUUGAAAAGAAUAUAUUUUCUAGGAGUAUAUGAUAUAAAAUCACUGAACAAUUCAUUUUCAAAAGAGCAGCUCUAACAAACUGUCUGGAUCACGUUAUAUGAUCUUAAUUUAUUUUAUUUACUUUCUAACUUUUCUUGAAAAGGAUCACAACUAUUGAACAUAUGGUUCGAGGUCACAGGACUAACCUGUGAUCUUUUUUGUUGUGGGGUGAAGUUUUGCUUUCACCAGCCUACUUUCCUCUGUUUAUCAGACGAAAUAAUGAGAGAAGGCAACUAUUAAGACUGAUUCACGAAGUGUGUGUUUUAUACAUUGUGUCUUAUGUUACUCCCUAAAGGAAAAGGGGUUCAAACAUUGAUUAAAAUGUGUGGGUGGCAAAGCUUUACAAUGGUAUUAUGAUUAUAUGUUGUUGUUUCAGACUGUUACAUGAUUAUACUGUUUAAUUAACUGACUGUUUGACUUUGGAUUUAAUGUGUUUGAACAUGUUCCUGGUUGGUCGUUGCCAUUUUUGCAAGGCAAUGUAAAUCUGAUUCCUUCACGGAAGGACUGUUGAGUUUUUACAAGGCAGAAACUUUAAGCCUAAUCUCAUCACUGAUAAUGAAUGUAAAAGGUUAUGCAUCACAACAAAGAAAAUAUACUUAAAUUGUUCAUGGAGAAUUUUUAUAGCAUGAUGCUUGACUAAAAACCUCUGGGAAAGUGUCCAAAACAGCAUCAAGGCCAUACAAUCUGCCAGGUGUGGGCUUUGAGAAGACACUUUGAAAUGAAGUGCCCAUUGUAAUGUAUGAGUCAAGUAAUGCUUGUGAAAUGUCAAAGGUGUAAAUGUACAAAGUGAGGGUUUAGAGUCACAGUCACAAGAAUAAUGCCUCUUUUAUUAUUGCUGUGGCUAAACUUGUGGUCACUUCUGAUGGUUGGACUGCUUUUCUCUAAAUGUAUCCUGGUUGAUCCGGUUUUUGUAUGUAAAAUAAUUUGUCAGUUGAUGUCCACUUGUACAGUGUCUGUCACUAGAGAACAGCCUCUGCCUCAGUGGGUGGAGUGUGAGGUUGAUACCCUUGAUUGAUGAUCUGUACUUCCUAGGAUUAUGUCAAGUUAGUCGAUUCUGGUCUUAGUGGGAAUAGUACACAUGUAUUCUCUUGUAAGUAAUUGCCAGUACAAAAUGUGCUGAAGCAUAGAACAAGAUGUAGAAAGAGAGAAUGUCUCAAAUCACAUUUUUGUACAGCUUAAUAACACCUUUAUUUGUUAUAGACAAAUCGUGUGUUUGUGUGUACCUUAAUAGAGAAGGAAAGCAGGUUUGUGUUGCAGUUUGGGUUUGUUAUGGAGGUUAUCUUGACAUCCUCUGAUCAUCUCUGUUCAAAGCUCUUUUGCAGUGACUCACAGGUGUGUCACAGAGGUGGCCGAUGCUCUGACGGAGACCUUCAUCCUCUGAACAUAAAAGCCUUUUGGCUACUGUACAUUUUUUGGCUAAAGAAUGGAUAGUUGUUAUUUUGUUAUUAGUUCUAGCUAAUGUAUGUUUUUCAAAGUAUAUGGUGCCUAGAUGAAAAUAGACUUUCGGUUAGGCAUUCUAUAGUUUACUGCUGCUGUGUGAGUGUGUGUGUUUUCUGUAAAUUGUGUAUAGUCGUACAUCAAAUGGGCAAACAUUUUCUAGCAGUGCUUAGCAGUCUCUUUAUAAAAUAUACACAGUACGUAGUACAUGUGAGACUUGCAAAAAUAGUAUUUAGCAAUAGUAUUCACACUUUAUUCCUUACUCUAGUUAAUGCUGGUUGAUAGGAAAUUAACUGUUGUGAAAAAGACAUUUACCUCUUUAUAACUGAUCCGUGAGCUGUGCUGGGCAGAGGCCCUUGAUUGUACAUAACACUGCAUUUGAAAUGCCUUUGGCUUAAGGUUUCUCCCAAGUGCAAACUCAGAUUAUCUAGUUUUACCUUAGUCCCAGUUUGUGCUUCUCAUGUAUCACCAUUAUGUUCGGGUCACAGAGCUAAGCAUCUGUGUUUCUGAAAAAUAAAUACCUGACGAUCUGUGAAAAACAAAAAAAAAACCCUUACCACUGUUCUGAAGGUAUUUUUUUAGAUUCCUCAAAGACUCAAAUAUAAACAAACAAAACAUCCUUCCGUUGCAUGAUGUAUAAGAUUUUUAAGCCAUUUCCCAAGUUGCAACUCUAUUUCUUAUUCCACACAAAGAUGGUAGCUGGAAAUAACGUAUGUCCUUGCUCCAUUUGUACGUUGUGAACCAAAAUGUAAAAGUUUUAUUACCUUAUAUUUUCUAUAUUGGUGUAUAUGGACAUAGUUGUAUUCACUUCAUUCAUUCACAUGUUUUUCUUGUGCCGUACUAAACUAUAUGAAAUAUCAUACAUAGGAAAUAAAUAAUAAUAAUCCUCGAGGAUUCUGAAAGUGUUGUUAAAUGACCUGAUUUCUCAAAGAUCGUCAGGUAUUUAUUUUUAAGAAAAACAGACGUUUAGCUUUGUUACUCGCAUGUAAUGGUAAUAUACAAGAGGCCCAAACAUGGACUAGUUUUACCCCAACUCUGAUUUUACAUUGAAGCCAAACUUAUCUGAGUUCAUUGUAUAUAGAAUUAGUGUGAUUUUCUUUUGCCUUGUCAGCAGCUAGUAUGUACAGACAAAAUGCCCAAACUCUGCCCUCAUUGCCACAGAAGGCCAAGGCCUGAAAUAAGACUGUUACCUCGCUGAGUUUUGACUGCAAAGGACUGUUUACUUCUCCUUAUUAAGAUAGUAUUUACUCUAUAUUUGUACUAACUUUAUUUUGUAAUGCCAAGAAUUGAAGAAUUGGGGGGAAAAAAAACACAGAGCCCACAUUGAUACGGCUGAACUCGUUUGCCAGGAAAAAACAAAACAUCAAACCCUGUUGAUUCAGGAUAACUCGAGACUUUGAAACAAAGUGUUCUCCUUUUACUCCUGCAGCGACUAGACAGCAGGAUUUAUAAAAGUAUCUAUAUGUGAUUGUAUGUGGAAUAGUUCAGAUUAAUAUUACUACAAACUGUGGUGUUCUUUGAGGGUAUCCUUGUGCAAUUCUACCUGCAGCUCUUCAGUGUGUUGUGCGCAUGUGUGAGAGAGUUAUUGUCAGCCGUGUUGUUGUGGUGUUAAAUCACUGUCGCUUAUUAUGAGGCCAAAGUUGAUUGUUGUUGGUAUUUGUUAACAUGAUAUUUGUCAAUAUAAAUAUCCAAAUGUUUUUAUGUCAUCAUGAAUAUCAAGUUGAUUUUGUAUCUUGGUGUAUAGCAUAGAGCAGGCCUAUUCAGCUGGCGGCCCACGGGCCAAAUCUGGCCCAGAAGCAACCUCCGAGUGGCCCAGCAUAUAUAAAUUUGAUAUAUGACAAAAUAAGUAAACUACAUAUAUAGUGUAUGGAAGUAGCUAACGAGUGAGCCGUCUCGCUCUCUGUUGAGAGUUGCACAUGUGCAGUACCGAUUGGGCAGGAUGUUUACGGAUGUAGUGACACUGCCAUUCAUAUCUUUCACAAAUCAAUGUUUUCUCACGUGAGUUCCGACCACGCUUAGUAGCUUUUCAAAACAUCUGCUAUUGACAGUCACAAGUGGGGAAGUGCUCUACUGAAAAUAUGUCUCUGUCAAUCCUGAAAAGUAAAUUUGACAGUGAAAACUGUCAGUUUUACCCUGCCUGGACUGGCAAGUAUUUGUUUAUUUUACUGCCAUCUCCAAACACCUGCUAUUUUUUUAUUAUAUUAAUUUGCAUUUGUUUAAAAUUUGUCAUUACCAAAAACUAAAAUAAAGGUUUUAAAUAGGCUGCUGAAAAUGUCUGGCCCAUCUACAUUUACUAAUUUAAUCUGGCCCAACUGAAUUUGUAAUUGAAUAACCCUGCCAUAGAGGUUUCUGAUACAUACUCUGAUGUAAAAUCCAAACAAUGAGAUGCUCUCACAUUUUUAAAUAUGUGUUUGGCUGCACAGAUCCUGGUGCUUUUUUUCCAGAAGGUGGGGUUGUAUUUAGGUUUCUUCCUUUUGAGGUUUUUUUAUUGAUGCUCAUUGGGAUUGUACCGCAUUGGACGAGGACAUCUGUGCUACUUUAUUCAAUAAAAACUGUGGAUUUUGUGUCAAAAUAAAUGCUAACAAGUGCUACCAAA